AUGAUAUUCGGCCUCGUUGCCGUCUUGGCGAGCAUCGGCUAUGCUGCCGGUCGAAUACCAGUCUUUCCGGCCUUUGCCUUCGAAGGCGGGCUCGCCGAAAAGGAGGAAAUGGUCCAGGUCGCUGCGGACGUGCCAGUGAAUCGGUUUGCAAAAGUUGGUUUUGAUGACGAGAAAGUUGAGUCAUCGACUCAUCAAGAUGUCGUUGAGAUACCAGCCAGCAGUGACAGAAACUUUCAUGUCGACAGAGAAAGACUUGCUUUUCAGAACAACGUCUACGACACGACGACUACAGCCAUGACUACGCAGGCCACAACUACUAGAGCGACGACAACCCUAGGCGCAACCACAACAACACAGGCUACGACAACGCAUGCUACCACCACGCAAUGGGGAACAACAACAACACAGGCUACGACGACUCGUGAUACCACCACGCAAUGGGGAACUACGACAACACAGGCUACGACGACUCUUGCUACUACCACACAAUGGGGAACAACGACAACACAGGCUACGACAACGCGUGCCACUACCGCACAAUGGGGAACAACAACCCAAGAUAGUACAGCCCAGGCCACGACAAUCCAGACUACCACAACCCGGCCAGGAACAACCACUCAAGCUACAACUACACAAGGAACAACAACACAGGGCACCACUACACAAGCCACAACGACUCGUAUUACAACAACUCAAGCAACGACUACGCAAGCAACCACAAGUCACACAGGAACCACGACGCAAGGAACAACUACAGCAGGUACAACUGCACAGACUACUACAACGCAACCAGGGACAACAACGCAAGCAACUACAACGCAAGCUACAACCACACAGACAGGAACUACAACCCAAGCCACUGCAACCAAUACAGGAACAACUACCCAAGCCACCACAACACAACCGGUCACUACAACUCAAGGUAACUACAACCCAAGCUACAACCACACAGACAGGAACUACAACCCAAGCCACUACAACCAAUACAGGAACAACUACCCAAGUCACUACAACCAAUACAGGAACAACUACCCAAGCCACCACAACACAACCGGGCACUACAACUCAAGCUACAACAACUCAUCCCGGAACUACUACUCAGGUAACUACUACCCAAGCUACAACCACACAGACAGGAACUACAACCCAAGCCACUACAACCAACACAGGAACAACUACCCAAGCCACUACAACCAAUACAGGAACAACUACCCAAGCCACCACAACACAACCGGGCACUACAACUCAAGCUACUACUACUCGUCCAGGGACUACAACCCAAACAGGAACUACAACCCAAGCCACUACAACCAAUACAGGAACAACUACCCAAGCCACUACAACACAACCGGGCACUACAACUCAAGCUACAACAACUCAUCCCGGAACAACUACUCAGGUAACUACUACCCAAGCUACAACCACACAGACAGGAACUACAACUCAAGCCACUACAACCAAUACAGGAACAACUACCCAAGUCACUACAACCAAUACAGGAACAACUACCCAAGCCACCACAACACAACCGGGCACUACAACUCAAGCUACAACAACUCAUCCCGGAACUACUACUCAGGUAACUACUACCCAAGCUACAACCACACAGACAGGAACUACAACCCAAGCCACUACAACCAACACAGGAACAACUACCCAAGCCACUACAACCAAUACAGGAACAACUACCCAAGCCACCACAACACAACCGGGCACUACAACUCAAGCUACUACUACUCGUCCAGGGACUACAACCCAAGUAACGACUACCCAAGCUACUACUACUCGAACGACUACACAGGCUACAACAACUCAUCCCGGAACUACUACUCAGGUAACUACUACCCAAGCUACAACCACACGGCCAGGAACUACAACCCAAGCCACUACAACCAAUACAGGAACGACUACCCAAGCCACCACAACACAACCGAGCACUACAACUCAAGCUACUACUACUCGUCCAGGAACUACAACCCAAGUAACUACUACCCAUAUAGCGACUACUACGCAAGCUACAACUACUCUUACAGGAACUACUACCCAAGCUACUACUACUCGUCCAGGAACGACUACCCAACCCACAACUACUCGUCCUGGAACUACUACCCAAGCUACAACGACCCAGUCAGGCACCACAACUCAACCUACUACUACACUUCCAGGAACAACUACCCAAGCAACUACGACCCGUCCUGGAACGACUACCCAACCAACAACUACCCGUUCCGGAACCACUACCCAACCAACGACAACACGUCCAGGUACUACUACACAAGCAACAACUACCCGUCCUGGAACUACUACCCAAGCAACGACUACUCGUUCUGGAACUACUACUCAAGCAACGACCACCCGACCUGGAACUACUACUCAAGCAACGACCACCCUACCUGGAACUACUACUCAAGCAACAACUACUCGUCCAGGUACUACUACACAAACAACAACCACACGUCCUGGAACUACUACUCAGGCAACAACUACUCGUUCCGGAACUACUACUCAAGCAACAACUACUCGUCCAGGUACUACUUCACAGACAACAACUACCCGUCCUGGAACUACUACACAAGCAACGACUACUCGCACUACUACACAAGCAACAACCACGCGUCCUGGAACUACUACUCAGACAACGGCUACUCGUUCCGGAACUACUACCCAAGCAACGACUACCCGUCCUGGAACUACUACUCAGGUAACAACUACACUUCCAGGAACAACUACCCAAGCAACUACGACCCGUCCUGGAACGACUACCCAACCAACAACUACCCGUUCCGGAACCACUACCCAACCAACGACAACACGUCCAGGUACUACUACACAAGCAACAACUACCCGUCCUGGAACUACUACCCAAGCAACGACUACCCGUCCUGGAACUACUACUCAAGCAACGACUACCCGUUCUGGAACUACUACUCAAGCAACGACCACCCGACCUGGAACUACUACUCAGGCAACAACUACUCGUCCAGGCACUACUACACAAGCAACGACUACUCGUUCCGGAACUACUACUCAAGUAACAACUACACUAGCUACUACUACUCGUCCAGGCACUACUACACAAGCAACAACUACCCGUCCUGGAACUACUACCCAAGCAACGACUACCCGUCCUGGAACUACUACUCAAGCAACGACUACCCGUUCUGGAACUACUACUCAAGCAACGACCACCCGACCUGGAACUACUACUCAGGCAACAACUACUCGCCCAGGCACUACUACACAAGCAACGACUACUCGUUCCGGAACUACUACUCAAGUAACAACUACACUAGCUACUACUACUCGUCCAGGCACUACUACACAAGCAACGACUACCCGAUCUGGAACUACUACCCAGGCAACAACUACUCGGCCUGGAACUACUACCCAAGCAACGACUACCCGUCCUGGAACUACUACUCAAGCAACGACCACCCGACCUGGAACUACUACUCAGGCAACAACUACUCGCCCAGGCACUACUACACAAGCAACGACUACUCGUUCCGGAACUACUACUCAAGUAACAACUACACUAGCUACUACUACUCGUCCAGGCACUACUACACAAGCAACGACUACCCGAUCUGGAACUACUACCCAGGCAACAACUACUCGGCCUGGAACUACUACCCAAGCAACGACUACCCGUCCUGGAACUACUACUCAAGCAACGACCACCCGACCUGGAACUACUACUCAGGCAACAACUACUCGCCCAGGCACUACUACACAAGCAACGACUACUCGUUCCGGAACUACUACUCAAGUAACAACUACACUAGCUACUACUACUCGUCCAGGCACUACUACACAAGCAACGACUACCCGAUCUGGAACUACUACCCAGGCAACAACUACUCGGCCUGGAACUACUACCCAAGCAACGACUACCCGUUCUGGAACUACUACUCAAGCAACGACCACCCGACCUGGAACUACUACUCAAGCAACGACCACCCUACCUGGAACUACUACUCAAGCAACAACUACUCGUCCAGGCACUACUACACAAACAACAACCACACGUCCUGGAACUACUACUCAGGCAACAACUACUCGUUCCGGAACUACUACUCAAGCAACAACUACACUAGCUACUACUACUCGUCCAAGCACUACUACACAAGCAACGACUACCCGUCCUGUAACUACUACCCAGGCAACAACUACCCGGCCUGGAACUACUACACAGGCAACAACUACUCGGCCUGGAACUACUACCCAAGCAACGACUACUCGUCCUGGAACUACUACUCGAGUAACAACUACACUAGCCACUACUACUCGUCCAGGCACUACUUCACAAGCAACGACUACCCGUCCUGGAACUACUACCCAGGCAACAACUACCCGGCCUGGAACUACUACUCAAGCAACGACUACUCAAGCAACGACUACCCGGCCUGGAACUACUACACAGGCGACAACUACUCGGCCUGGAACUACUACCCAAGCAACGACUACUCGUCCUGGAACUACUACUCGAGUAACAACUACACUAGCCACUACUACUCGUCCAGGCACUACUUCACAAGCAACGACUACCCGUCCUGGAACUACUACCCAGGCAACAACUACCCGGCCUGGAACUACUACUCAAGCAACGACUACCCGGCCUGGAACUACUACACAGGCGACAACUACUCGGCCUGGAACUACUACCCAAGCAACGACUACCCGACCUGGAACUACUACACAGGCAACAACUACCCGUCCUGGAACUACUACCCAAGCAACGACUACCCGUUCUGGAACUACUACUCAAGCAACGACCACCCGACCUGGAACUACUACUCAAGCAACGACCACCCGACCUGGAACUACUACUCAAGCAACAACUACUCGUCCAGGCACUACUACACAAGCAACAACCACACGUCCUGGAACUACUACUCAGGCAACAACUACUCGUUCCGGAACUACUACUCAAGCAACAACUACCCGCUCUGGAACUACUACCCAAGUAACGACCACCCGACCUGGAACUACUACCCAAGCAACAACUACACGUCCCGGAACUACUACUCAAGCUACCACUACCCGUCCUGGAUCCACUACCCAAGUAACAACUACCCGACCUGGAACUACUACUCAAGCUACCACUACUCGCCCGGGCACAAGCCAAACAACAACUACGGCACAAGCCACAACUACACGCACAGGCACCACCACCCGUGCAACUACAACGCAAGUCACUACUACUCGUCUAAGCACUACCACGCAAGCGACCACCACUCUAGGUACAACAUCACGCUCAGGGACAACGACAGAAGCAACCACUACUCGACGUACAACAACCCGUUCGGGUACAACAACACGAGGCACUACCACGGUAAUGACUUCCCACUCAAGAACGACUACAUAUACUCGUCAAACGACGACCACCCAGCCAACAACUACCCGACCAGGGACUACAACCCAACCGACAACUACCCGGACUACUACAACUACACAACCUACAACUUCCCGGAUUACGACAACUACCCGACCAGGGACUACGACCCAACCUACAACGUCCCGGAUUACUACGACUACUCAACCUACAACUACUCGACCAAUGACUACUACCCAACCGACAACUACUCGACCUACAUCUACAACCCAGCCGACAACUACUCGGAUUACUACUACAACACAACCUACAACUACUCGACCAAGAACUACCACCCAGCCGACGACUACUCGGAUUACAACAACAACGCAACCUACAACUACUCGACCAAGAACUACCACCCAACCGACAACUACUCGGAUUACAACAACUACGCAACCUACAACUACUCGACCAAGGACUACGACCCAACCGACAACUACUCGGAUUACAACAACUACGCAACCUACAACCACUCGACCAAGGACUACCACCCAACCGACAACUACUCGGAUUACAACAACUACGCAACCUACAACUACUCGACCAAGGACUACGACCCAACCGACGACUACUCGGAUUACAACGACGCAACCUACAACUACUCGACCAAGAACUACCACCCAGCCGACGACUACUCGGAUUACAACAACUACGCAACCUACAACUACUCGACCAAGGACUACCACCCAGCCGACGACUACUCGGAUUACAACAACUACGCAACCUACAACUACUCGACCAAGGACUACGACCCAACCGACGACUACUCGGAUUACAACGACGCAACCUACAUCUACUCGACCAAGGACUACGACCCAGCCGACAACUACUCGGAUUACUACUACUACACAACCUACAACUACUCGACCAAGGACUACGACCCAGCCGACAACUACUCGGAUUAUAACAACUACUCGAGCCACGACGACCCGUCCAAGCACCACAACGCGUCCAAGCACCACAACACGUCCUGGAACCACUACCCGCCCACUAACAACUACUCGUAUCUCAACAACCCUUACUAG
Molecule: messenger RNA, 6402 nt
Organism: Drechmeria coniospora
Lineage: Eukaryota; Fungi; Ascomycota; Sordariomycetes; Hypocreales; Ophiocordycipitaceae
Exons: 5
Coding region: 1-6402 (2133 amino acids)
Biological process (GO): carbohydrate metabolic process
Molecular function (GO): hydrolase activity, hydrolyzing O-glycosyl compounds
Source: RefSeq, a predicted model, not a curated record